This is a messenger RNA of Centropristis striata (black sea bass), 1403 nucleotides long. RefSeq names its product TNF superfamily member 14 (gene tnfsf14a). The transcript has 5 exons. Lineage: Eukaryota; Metazoa; Chordata; Actinopteri; Perciformes; Serranidae. Gene Ontology annotation, biological process: immune response. The record is from RefSeq and is a predicted model, not a curated record. Gene Ontology annotation, molecular function: tumor necrosis factor receptor binding. The coding region runs from base 285 to 1007 and encodes 240 amino acids. Gene Ontology annotation, cellular component: membrane.
AAUAUCUGCGUUUUUCAAAAGCAGGUGCAUCUCAGCCUUGAAAGGUGCUUUGGUGAUACAUCUCUGGAUUUCUGUAUCUGUUCGUUAUGUGACUACUUGUGAGCCAUCUCCACUUGAACCAACCACAAGAGAGCCCACCCAUUUUGCUGCUGUUUCACCCCUGUCUGUCUCUCAAGUCUUUUUGUCUCUGUCAGCCCCUUUGAAGCAACAACUCUCUGACAACUUCUGGAGGAUUUUUCCCACACAGAAUAGUUCUUUUAACUUACAAAGAGAGCACUAUAGGCAUGUCCAAGGGUGGAUAUCCAUCUGUGUUUGUGGUGGACACCCAUGCCACCCUGCCUCCAGUGCCACCCAGGCUGAGCCAAAGGCGACAACAGGUCGGGGCAGUGCAGACCGUGCUGAUCCUGCUGGUGAGCGUGGCGUUGUGCGGCAUGGUCAUAGAAGCAUGCUUCAUCUACCGUCUCCACCAUACUGAAUCUGCCGCCUCAUCGUCAUUCUCCAAGCAAAUCGCAGGUCAAGAUGUCCCUCUCACUACCGAAAGUCCACGUCGUUUUCUUCUUCCUUCCAAACCGGUUGCACAUCUGACAGGUGUACAAACUGUAGAACACGGAAAUCAAAUCAUGGCGUGGAGCAUGGUUGCAGGGCCUCUACUCCAUGAAAUGUACUACAAAAACAGAAGUCUUGUCAUUCAGAAGGAGGGCUAUUACUAUGUCUAUUCCAAGGUCUUCUUCUUAGACUCUAAUGUAUUCCACCACUCUGUUCAUCGAAAUACUCAACUGUACGCUGGGAAAAGUAUUCCCCUUCUGAUGGCCAGGAAAUACUCAGACGGGUGCAGCAGAACACCACCCAGACGAAGAGACUGGCCGUGCCAAGCGCGAUCAAACAGUUUUCUGGGUGGCGUGUUUCACCUCGUAAAAGGUGAUGCUAUUUUUGUGAAAGUGAGCAAUACCUCAAAGAUUUUGCAACAUGAUUCCCUUGAGAACGUCUUUGGUGCAUUUAUGAUAUAAAUAUCAAGUUGAUAUUUCUCUGUAAAUAAGUUAUUUUAAAAGUAAAGAAAAAGUAGGUCCAUUACCUUCAGUAUUAAGAAGGUCGGGACCAUUCAGGUAGCUUUCUGAUUGAGAGAAGGGUGAAAGUCUUCUUUUUUAAAAUAUAUUUUAUAGUAAACUUUUCUACUCAGGGAUUUUUUAAAUAAACUUACUGGUAUACUUAAUCACAUGAAUGUUACAAAAUGACUAGUCAUAGAUGGGGAAAAAAGAGUUUAGAUUUUUCAUAUUGUUGCUGAGUACAAAUGUAUAUGUCAUGUACAAUUAAGAACAUACAAACUGUCUGCUUACAUUUCUUUUCAUUCUUGCUGUAAUGCUCACUAUUUAUUUAUUCCUCCUCUGGUAGAAUUAAUGAUAUAA